UGUUGUGAGAUUUGUUUCCUAUUAUUUAUGCCUUCCGUCGCUUAAAACCUGUGUAAUGUAAUAAACUAGUUAGAAAGAAAAUCUAUUUUUACUCUACGUGUAGAUAGUGACUGUGAUUUUUUUCUUAGAGUUUAGAUGUAGACACAGUAGUAUGUUUCUUAAACGCAUAUUGGUGCCUCUGUUCUGCCUCGGAAUAGAAGUUCCACGAACCCUUGGGGAGGAGGUAGAAAUUCGGCAAGUAGAAGCAGACAAGGGGACUAAUGUUACGAUCCCUUGCGGUGGUCUGCUGGUGCUUCCACCUCCUAACGUCCAAUGGGUUCAUAGAGGCAAUCGGACGCACCACGAAGUGUUGCAAGAUGGCAGCAUAGAACUGACCCGCGUGGCAGUUGACGACGAAGGCCUGUACGAGUGUAGCGUGGAGAACGAGACAGCGUACAUCGACAGGGUCAAUCUCACAGUCAGAACGGAACCUCCUCCAUUGAUAAACGUGACGGUGCACGCGUCCACCAUCCUGGCCAUCAUCCUGUGGAACGUGGCGGGCGACGGCGGCCACCACAUCAUGGACUUCACGGCGCAGUACCGGUCCGCCGCACCCAUCAACGGCUCCCUGGAGCCCUGGAGGCCUAUCAGCCCCAACCACAUCAGCCCCAACUCGAGACAAAUCGACGUGUACCACCUGGAGCCCAACGCGUCGUACUGGUUCCGCGUGUGGGCCAACAACGUGCUGGGGCCGGGCCCACCGGUGGAGGUGCUCGCCACCACGCUCUACAGUGACCAGGAAGCAGAGCUGAUCAAGCACUUUCUGGCGGGCGCGGAGUCGUUCGACACGCGCACGUGGGUGGCGGCCGUGUGCGUGGUGAUGGGCACACUGGCCGUGCUUGCGGCGGGCACGUGCGCCGUGCUGUGCCGCGAGUGGCGCCGCGCAGAUUACGCUGAAGAUCAAGAUGUCAUUGAAUUAGUGCCUAAUAUAAUUUUGAACCCUGGGUUUAUGGAGUCGGAUCCCGGACGGUCCCGGGAAACGUACGCAGCGUCAAUCAUCAAGUCAACGGAGUGUCCGGGGCCGGGAAAGCCUAGGCGUGUUUGAUUCUCGUCUAUACUUAACCUUAGAAUAUUCUAUCUUACCGAUUCAGGAUUUUUAUCAUGAGGCUAGGAAAUUGGGGUAAUCAUCUAAGAAAAUGAGGCGUUCAGGACUCGUAAAAUUGUUUUAAACGUACUGCAGUCCGUUGACUAAGACGAAACUUUUAUUCAAUGGUUUAUUUCAGUUUUUGGACAUAAUUUUAUUUAGUGGAAAAUAUUCGAAUUGAACUGCUUUGAAAGUUUUGAGAUCAUUUAUAGUUUUGGGUAGCUUCAGCAGUGGCCUGCAUAGUGUCUUCUGUCAGGGUGUUAUAUAAAAUAAUUUGGGUAGGCAGUGCUUUUGUGCAUGUAUGAAGUGCAAGCCACCGGUAGC
Pararge aegeria (speckled wood butterfly) is the source of this 1447-nucleotide messenger RNA. RefSeq lists its product as uncharacterized. Lineage: Eukaryota; Metazoa; Arthropoda; Insecta; Lepidoptera; Nymphalidae. The transcript is spliced from 7 exons. Gene Ontology annotation, molecular function: protein binding. The record is from RefSeq and is a predicted model, not a curated record. Gene Ontology annotation, biological process: axon guidance; cell-cell adhesion. Bases 152 to 1084 code for a protein of 310 amino acids. Gene Ontology annotation, cellular component: plasma membrane; axon.